This is a messenger RNA of Amphiprion ocellaris (clown anemonefish), 3842 nucleotides long. RefSeq lists its product as uncharacterized. Lineage: Eukaryota; Metazoa; Chordata; Actinopteri; Pomacentridae. Gene Ontology annotation, molecular function: methyltransferase activity; 2-oxoglutarate-dependent dioxygenase activity. The record is from RefSeq and is a predicted model, not a curated record. Bases 66 to 2987 code for a protein of 973 amino acids. The transcript has 2 exons.
ACGGCUGCACGUCUGUCUGCUUGGUGUGUUGGUGCUUGUUUUUUUGAUUUCUCUGAUUUCUACUAAUGCAGACCAGCAUUAAUAGACUCGUAUAUUCGAAAGCAGAGUUGCUGACACUGGAAAACAAUGUUAAGGCUGGUGUACGCCAUCUGAUUCCACCGGAGCUAAGGCGGAAGUACCGGGGUUGCCGAGCCCGUCGUAAACACAAGGCAAAAAUGAAGGCUAGAAUCACCAAUCGGACGCUUUUUAAACCACCUAUCCCUUCCGUUGUCAUGGGGAAUGUUAAUGCAUUGACGAACAAGAUGGAUGAGCUUACCGCGCUGAUUGGGAGCCAACGGAGCUACACCGAGGCAAGUCUGCUCAUCUUCACGGAGACGUGGCUCACUAGCUACGUACCGGAUGCUACAGUGGACCUGCCCGGCUUUUCCGUCGUGCGAGCAGAUCGGGACCCCGAUGCCAGCGGGAAGAGCAAAGGUGGGGGACUUAUUCUGUAUGCUAACCAGCGAUGGUGCCAUCCUAACCAUCUGACUGUUAAAACUGCGUUAUGCAGCCGGGAUUUGGAGCUACUGGCUGUUAGCAUCAGACCGUACUACGUACCACGUGAGUUCUCACACGUCAUCGCGCUCUGUGUUUACGUUCCUCCGAGGGCGGACGCAGAGGCGGCGCGUGAGUCCAUUUACAACAUCACUACGGCUCUUCAGUCCCAGCAUCCUGAUGCGUUUUUUCUCAUUUCUGGUGAUUUUAACCAUGUAACCUUGGACACUACUCUUGCUUCCUUUCACCAGUAUGUCAGCUGUCACACAAGGAAAAAUAGGACAAUAGACCUGUUGUAUGCAAAUAUUAAUGAUGCAUACUCAGUCUCCCCCCUUCCUCCUCUUGGUAAAUCGGAUCAUAACCUGGUCCACCUGAAGCCCACAUAUACUCCACUUGUAAAGAGGCAAAUUGUGACAACUAGGCAGAUCAGGAGAUGGUCUCCUGAAGCUGAGGAUGCACUCAGAGACUGCUUUGCCACAACAGACUGGAGUGUAUUGGUGGAUUCAUAUGGGGAGGACCUUGAGGGGGCAGUGGGGUGCUUGACAGACUAUUUGAACUUUUGUGUGGACCAGGUGGUGCCUGUUAAAACAGUGAGGUGUUUUGCUAACAACAAACCAUGGAUUACUUCUGAGGUGAAGAAAGUCCUGAAUAAGAAGAAGAGGGCGUUUGGGAGCAAAAACGGUGAGGUGUUGAGAGAUGUGCAGAAGGAGGUGAAGAUCUGCCUAAAGGGGGCACAUGAGGCAUACAGCAAGAAGCUGGAGAAGCAGCUGAGUAACAACAGCAUGCGGGAGGUCUGGAAUGGUAUGAAAACCAUUACAGGCUGUCGCAGCAAGGGUAGUGUGGGCUGUCCGGAUCUACAGAAAGCCGAGGAGCUGAACACUUUUUUAAAUCGUUUCAGUCUCCCCAUGACCACUGGCUCCACCCCACAUCCCUCCUCUGCUCCUCUUGACCAUCACCAUCUUGCUCCUCCUGCACAUGGCUCUCUUUCGCUCUCACGUACGCUCACCACUCCCACCUCGACCCCAUCGCUUCCCACCAUUACAGCAGUCCAAGUGACAACUGAGCUGCUACAUCUACACCCUAGGAAGGCAGCAGGUCCGGAUCAAGUCUGUCCACGGCUCUUGAAGACUUGUGCUGCUGAGCUUGGAGGACCUCUACAACAGGUCUAUAACCUGAGUCUGCGUCUGGGGCGAGUACCCUCACUGUGGAAAACAUCUUGCAUCGUUCCAGUUCCAAAGAAGGGCCGCCCUCAGGAGCUGAAUGACUACAGGCCAGUUGCGCUUACAUCGCACUUGAUGAAGAUACUGGAGCGUCUGGUCCUGCAGUUCCUACAACCUCAGGUGCAGCUGGUAAAGGACCCCCUCCAAUUCGCCUAUCAGGAGAAGGUGGGGGUUGAGGAUGCUGUCCUCUACCUUUUACACCGUGCCCUCGCAUACCUGGAUGUUGGGGGGUGCAUGGUGAGGAUGCUAUUCUUCGACUUCUCCGGUGCUUUUAAUACGAUUCAUCCCAGCCUUCUCCAGGAGAAACUUAACAUCAUGGCUGUGGACCCCUACCUCGUUAACUGGAUUACGGACUACUUGACCAACAGGCCACAGUUUGUUCGAGUGGGGGGUGGCAGGUCCUCAACACUGACCUGCAGCAUUGGAGCACCUCAGGGUACGGUGCUGUCGCCCUUCCUCUUCACCCUCUAUACUUCAGACUUUCGGUACAACUCAGACACAUGCCACAUGCAGAAGUUCUCUGACGACACUGCAAUUGUGGCGUGUAUCAGGGGAGGAGAAGAGGGUGAAUAUAGGGACCUGGUGAAAGACUUUGUGGGGUGGUGUCAGCGGAACAACCUUCAGCUGAACACCACUAAAACAAAGGAGGUGGUGCUGGACUUUCGCCGGGCACCCUCCUCUCUGCAGCCCAUCGGAAUUAAUGGAUCUGCUGUUGAGAUGGUUUCCACCUACAGGUACUUGGGGCUGCAGCUGGAUAACAAACUGAGCUGGUCAGCAAAUAUGGACUCUGUGUACAAGAAGGGGCAGAGCAGACUUUACUUUCUUAGAAGGCUGGCUUCAUUCAGGGUCUGUUCUAAGUUACUGUACAUGUUCUAUCAAUCCAUUGUGUCCAGUGUCCUUUUUUAUGCUGUUGUGUGCUGGGGGGGCAGCGCUAAGAGGAAGGACAUCCAGAGGCUGAACAGGCUGGUGCGUAAAGCUUGCUCUGUGGUUGGACUGAGUCUGGACUCUGUGGAGAAGGUGCUGGAGCAGAGGACACUCUCUAAAAUCAGGGCCAUCCUGUCCAAUGAGAGCCACCCCCUGAAUUCGGUCUUCUCCCAUCAGAGGAGCACCAUGAGCUCCAGACUCCUGUCACUGAGGUGCUCCACUGAGAGACUGAAGAACUCUUUUGUCCCAGGUGCCAUCAGGCUGUAUAAUGCAGCCAUUUCAGGUGUGUUACAUGUGAUGCAGCAUUGAUCUGACCACAGAGCAACUGCUACAGAAGCUGUUUGUGAUCUCAGCCGACACACUUGAGCAGGUAAAGGAGGAAGACAUAGCAGCUCCCAUGUUUGUGUCAGAUGAAAACUGGUAUCUCCACCAUCUAACAGGUGAAGGAAAACAUCCUGGAAUGGCGCUGAAGGUAAUCUGAUCCUUUAAAAGGAGGAACCUCAAAACAUGUUCUGUUUGAUCUCAGAGUCUCAUAGGAGAGAAUGUACAUACUAUCAGCUGAUGGUUCUGUCGCUGAUUAGAUCAUCAGACGUGAUUCUGUGGAGGAGUUUAGACAAACUCUGACUGAUAGAAACCUCCCUCAACACUCUGACUUCCUGUCUACCUCGUCUGUGAUUGGCUACGACCAGGAAGCUGUGAUUGUGGAUGCUGAAGGCCUCCCAGUCCUGAGCAGCGUGAGUCUCCAGAGUCUGAAAACGGACGAAACGCCGCCGGCGCCAGUUCCACCGAUAGAUGACUGACAGUUCAGGCUCUACCUCCCUCAGGUUCGCCACCACCAGAAAAAUCUGAAGGACAAAAACACGACAACUGAGCUAAGAUACGUCACCUGUUACAGAGUUCCACCUGCAGCAGACACACUAACAUCAAACAUACAGUCUGCAGAAAGAUUCUAACCUCUGAACCAUCAUCAGUUUAACAGGACUUUAUGGACAAGAUGUCAACAGAGUUCUACAAAGGAAUGCAAAUUAAUGAAGGAUAUACAAUAAGUUUCUGCAUCAGUAUUUACCUUCUAGAUCUGACUAGAGCAGGACUAGUGAGGGAGGCCACCAAGAUAUUGCUAGGUAUUGAUAGUUCUGAUGUUUACUGAUUGACAGAUAUUGAUAG